Cyprinus carpio (common carp) is the source of this 595-nucleotide messenger RNA. It is a transcript of the gene nhp2, whose product is annotated as NHP2 ribonucleoprotein homolog (yeast). Gene Ontology annotation, cellular component: nucleolus; box H/ACA snoRNP complex. The record is from RefSeq and is a predicted model, not a curated record. NCBI's taxonomy places the organism in Eukaryota, Metazoa, Chordata, Actinopteri, Cypriniformes, Cyprinidae. Gene Ontology annotation, biological process: rRNA pseudouridine synthesis; snRNA pseudouridine synthesis. Gene Ontology annotation, molecular function: box H/ACA snoRNA binding.
AUGACUAAAACACCGGAAAUACGGUCAGAUUUGCCGCACGCGUGUUCUCCAGCAACACAAAAUCUCCCUCAAGUUAAACUCUUAAGUUUGUUUCACACAUUUUUUUUUUUAGCGAAACAUGACGAAGGUAAAGAAGGAGAAAACUGUCGAAGAGGAGACUGGGGGAACCGAGAAAUCAUAUCAAGAAUUAAUAGCUAAUGUAAACCCAAUCGCAAACCCGCUUGCAUCGCGUAAACUAAGCAAAAAGCUCUACAAGUGCGUCAAAAAAGCGGCUAAAACCAAACAGAUCCGACGAGGAGUAAAAGAGGUACAGAAGUUCAUCAAUAAAGGAGAGAAGGGUAUUGUGGUGUUUGCUGGAGACACUCUUCCCAUCGAAGUGUACUGUCACUUACCAAUCAUGUGUGAAGACAGAAACAUGCCCUAUGCUUAUGUGCCAUCUAAAGUUGACUUGGGUUCAUCAGCUGGAUCAAAGCGUCCCACCUGUGUUAUCAUGAUCAAACCACAUGAUGAAUAUAAAGAAGCCUACGAUGAGUGUCUGGAGGAAGUCACGUCUCUGCCCAAACCAAUCUGAGGACACUUGAAUGUUUUUAUGAUU